This is a messenger RNA of Arthroderma uncinatum, 2817 nucleotides long. RefSeq names its product transporter SEC24. NCBI's taxonomy places the organism in Eukaryota, Fungi, Ascomycota, Eurotiomycetes, Onygenales, Arthrodermataceae. Gene Ontology annotation, biological process: COPII-coated vesicle cargo loading; intracellular protein transport; endoplasmic reticulum to Golgi vesicle-mediated transport. Gene Ontology annotation, molecular function: SNARE binding; zinc ion binding. The record is from RefSeq and is a predicted model, not a curated record. Gene Ontology annotation, cellular component: COPII vesicle coat; endoplasmic reticulum exit site. The transcript is spliced from 4 exons. Bases 1 to 2817 code for a protein of 938 amino acids.
AUGGCAGCUCCGCAAGGGAAUUACCCUCCACAGGGCCAGGAGGGCUACGGUCAGCAACCCCAGAUCCAGCACCCCCAGCAGCACGAAGACCCAGCUUACACAGUCUCAGGAGCUCCUGGAGCGCCCAAUGCCCCUCCGCAUGAUAGUGCGCCUGCUCCGGCACCCUCGCAUGGCCGGAAGAAGCGUGCCUACGCCAACCAGGCAUUCGAUUUCGGCGUUGGCGCCAACGCAGCCCUGGGAGGCCAGCAGCAGGGAGGCGGCGAGAGCUAUGGAGGAUAUCCUGCUCCCCAGCAACCGCAGGGAUAUCCGCAGACGGGCCCUUAUCCAGCUCAGCAGCCAGCCCAGGCGCCGGUUGCAAGUUAUCCUGGGCAGGAUGCGGGUGUUUACCAGGCACCGGCUCCCGGUACCGCACACCUAACCCAGCAGAUGGCACAGAUGAGCGUGGCCGAUCAGCAGCAGCAGCAGCAGCAGCCCGGAAUGCAGCGACCUAUGCAGCUGAAUCAGCUCUAUCCGACGGAUCUCCUCACGCAGCCGUUCAAUGUCGCUGAAUUUGAAUACCCACCACCUCCGAUAGUGCUUCCCCCGAAUACUAGUGUCACACCCUCGCCAGAUGCGAACUGCCCUCCAAAAUAUGUUCGAUCUACCCUCAAUGCAGUCCCAACAACUAGCUCCCUCCUAAAGAAGUCUCGUCUCCCGUUUGCUCUUGUCAUCCAACCGUACGCUUCCCUUCAUGACUCCGAGGACGAGAUUCCAGUUAUUUCAGAUCAAUUGAUCUCCAGAUGUCGACGCUGUCGUUCAUACAUUAACCCUUUUGUCACCUUCCUCGACCAUGGACACCGUUGGCGGUGUAACAUGUGCAGCCUGACCAACGAUGUACCGCAAGCGUUCGAUUGGGAUGCAGCAGCGCAAAAGGCACUGGAUAGAUGGCAGAGGCCUGACCUGAACCAUGCCGUGCUUGAGUUUGUGGCACCCCAGGAAUACAUGGUCAGACCGCCACAGCCACUGGUCUAUCUAUUCCUGAUCGAUGUAAGCUAUGCGUCAGUUACAAGCGGAUUGCUAGCGACGGCUGCGCGGUGUAUCCGAGAGAGCCUUGACCGGAUACCAAAUGCGGACCGCCGAGCCAGGAUCGGUUUUAUUGCCGUGGAUUCCAGUCUUCAUUACUUCACCAUUCCCCGCGAUGGGUCAGAGAGCUCUGAGCCAAACAUGCUCGUAGUUAGCGACUUGGAUGAGCCAUUCCUGCCCAUCCCCGGAGAUCUUUUGAUAACGCUGGCCGAAUCCCGAGAGAACAUUGAGAUAUUCCUUGACAAACUGCAGGAGAUGUUCCAGAACACCCAGAACCCCGGGUCAGCUAUGGGCUCUGCGCUACGAGCAGGCCAUCAACUGAUCGGCCCCGUCGGUGGUAAACUUACCGUCUUGACUGCCUCACUACCAAACAUGGGAUAUGGCAGUCUUGAGAUGAGAGAGGACAAGAAGGUCCUCGGCACAAGUAAGGAGAGCAGCUUGCUACAAACCGGCAACGCCUUCUACAAGAGCUUUGCUGUCGAAUGCUCAAAGCAGCAGAUAUCCGUUGACAUGUUCCUGUUCUCCUCUCAAUACCAGGACGUUGCGUCGCUAAGCAACCUACCCAGAUAUACCGGUGGCCAAACAUACUUCUACCCAGGCUGGAACGCUGCCAGGAGCGAGGAUGCUAUCAAAUUUGCCAAAGAAUUCUCCGACUACCUCUCAUCCGAAAUCGGACUCGAGGCCGUCCUCCGUGUACGAGCAACCACCGGUCUACGUAUGAGCACGUUCUACGGAAACUUCUUCAACAGGAGCUCGGAUCUGUGUGCUUUCCCUGCUUUCCCCCGAGACCAAGCAUAUGUUGUCGAGGUUGCCAUUGACGAAACCGUCACCAAACCUGUCGUGUGUCUGCAGACUGCCGUCCUUCACACAACCUGCAACGGGGAACGAAGGAUCCGAGUGCUGACUUUGGCUCUACCGACGACUCAGAAUCUGGCCGAUGUGUAUGCCUCCGCGGACCAGUGCGCCAUCGUAACCUACUUCAGUCACAAGGCAGUUGAGCGUACCCUAGGAGGCGGCCUAGACCAGGCUCGUGAUGCCUUGCAGGCGAAAAUUAUAGAACUGCUCUCGACAUACAGGAAAGAGCUGGCGGGUGGGAGUGUUGGUGGCGGCGGUUUGCAAUUCCCUGCCAACCUGCGCGGCCUCCCUAUCUUGUUUUUGGCAAUGAUGAAGAACCUUGGUCUUCGAAAAUCCGCCCAAAUACCUACUGAUAUGAGAUCUGCCGCCCUUUGUCUCCUAUCUACCCUGCCACUUCCGCUUCUAGUCCAGUUCAUCUACCCCAAAAUGUACUCUCUCCACGACAUGCCCGAUGACGCAGGUAUCCCUCACGAGGGGACGGGAGAGAUCGUGCUCCCGCCACGAAUCAACCUCUCAUCCGAGCGCCUCGUAUCCCAUGGAAUGUAUCUGAUAGACGACGGCCAAACCCAGUUCCUAUGGGUUGGCCGUGACGCCGUCCCGCAACUGAUAAACGACGUGUUCGGGCUCAGUGACAAGUCUCAGCUAAGAGUCGGCAAGCAAUUCCUGCCCGAAACAGAGAACGACUUCAACGAGCGUGUCAGGGCGGUCAUCAACAAGAGCCGGGAUACAUUGUCACGCGGCGUCGGAAGCAUCGUUGCACCACAUCUAUACGUCGUGAAAGAAGACGGCGAGCCCGGUCUAAGGCUAUGGGCGCAAUCGAUGAUGGUGGAGGACCGCGCAGACCAGAGCGUCAGUUUACAGCAAUGGAUGGGUUUGUUGAGAGAGAAAGUCAUUCAGUAA